AUGCCUAAAUCUUAUAUUUUUUUUAAGGAUGUUGACCUCGAAGAAGAUGACGUUGAUGUGGUUGAUGUAGAUGUUAAAAUAGAAGGUGAAGAAGUUCAUGUCAAAUCAGAAAGAGAACAAUGGUCGAAGGAGUUCACAGCUUACGAGAGUACAGAAUUUGAUUUGUCUCAAAAGUCACAGUUGGAGAUGUACUUAGAUGAGCCAAGAAGUGACAUAGAUGAGGAUUUAGAUGUUCUAUCUUUUUGGAAAGCACAUCAAUAUUGUUAUCCAGAGCUUGCUUCUAUGGCUCGAGAUAUUUUAAGCAUCUCGGUCUCCACUGUAGAAUCCAAAUCUGCCUUUAGUAAUGGUGGUCGUGUUCUUAAUCAAUAUCGAAGUUCUUUGAAGCAUGUUAUUGUUGAGGCUAUAAUGUGA
Lactuca virosa is the source of this 411-nucleotide messenger RNA. NCBI's taxonomy places the organism in Eukaryota, Viridiplantae, Streptophyta, Magnoliopsida, Asterales, Asteraceae. The record is from the annotation of a GenBank genome assembly.